CCUGUUGGGUGGAGAGAGUAGGAGGAUAAGGAAGGGAGUCGGUGCACCGGGCACUCCCAAGGUUCAGUUCUCCGCCUUCACGUGUGCGUGUGUAAUGUUCUGUGAGCGACCUCGAGGUAACCCGGCCCGGGCUCACUCAGGGAGGGGAUCCUAGGGCACACAGCAGGCUGGGGCCUAGGGCAGCUCACAUGGAUAAAGCUCUGUGGGACACAGCAGGAGACGAAAGUGACUUUGAUGGGUUAGUUAGACCAGUUGUGCUGCUAGGAAGUCCUGAUAAGAAGAAGCGCAGAUCUAGUACACAGGGAAUUUCCUUUUCUUCUCAAUCAGAGUAUGCUCCACCAACAAAUACAAGUUCAGAUGUUCUUAUUGCUUCCAAUCCUUUCGAUGAUGAAUACACCAUAUCACCGCCCUUUGGGAAUCCUUAUUUCCAUAAAACUGGAUAUUCUGCUGUUAGGAAUUAUACUUUUAGAAUGCCUACCAGCAUGCCACACAGAAUGGUGUCUCAGUUUUCUGGAUCCUAUACUUUCAGAAAUCAAUCCCCAUCAUUCCCAGAAGACAGAAUGGCGAUGACAUUUGGCAAACCUCGCCUAUUUAAUACGGGUUUACAGAAUAACAUAAACUAUGAUAAAGAACUCUUUACUAACAGGAGUGGUCAAACUAUUACUCUGCCAGGACAGCACUUUAGAACAAAUCGUCAAGACUUCAGUACUAUGACCGCACACAACUCUAUGCCAAUUUACAACUUUGAGACAAUUUCUAAUAAAGGCAUGGGGAUGGAAAGCAGCAAUCCAUAUACUGAUUCAAAAAAUCACUUUCUUCAUACAAGAAUAUCUACUUCAAGGGCAGACUUUUCACCAGAAUUUUAUAAAAAUGCUAAUCAGAGUUCCACACCACAUACAGUCUCGGAUGGAAUAAUUAAUUUUUCUUCUGAAGCCAAUCCAAAGAGCCGUAAAAAACAAUUAAUUGGUACAGAAAAUGUGCAGCCUAAAAUUGAUCAACUUGUUAAUGGUGGCCAUACUAAUGGAACUCGAAAGCGUCAAGCACCUAGAGUGGCUAAAGAUGAUGUAACCGCUAAUGAAAAAUGUAACAGGUGGCUUCUCAAUUCUUCUUAUAGCAGCAGUUUACCCUGCAACACUUUAUAUUCUUGUGCUGUAUGUACUAAUGAUAUUCAUGAUGUCCAGGAUGCUGUAAGGUGUGAAGCAUCGUGUUUGAAAUGGUUUCACCGAUCCUGCACUGGGAUGACUGAAACAGCUUAUGCACUUCUAACCGCUGAAUCCUCUGCCAUUUGGGUUUGUGACUCUUGCUUUUCCACAAAAGACAUCCAGCUAUUACGCACCAGUAAAAAUAUAAGUUGAGGUUUAUGGAUGUUUGACAUUUAACCUAUGUUUAUUCUUAUUUUGUGACGUAAUAAGGUACUACAGAGUGUCCUAGCUAUUUCUGCUUUAUGUUGCAGCAGCAGUUCAUGAUUGGGUACACCUGUUAGAAAUGCUCUUUGCUAGAAUAUAUGAACAAACAUUUAGAGCGUUAAUGCAAGUUGUAUAAAAUUAAGGCCUGUUUCCCUUAUUGACAGCAUCUCAUAUUUAACAUUUAAAAAUGCAUUAGUCAGCUUGCUUUUCCUUUUAUAAUUUCUUUUGAAUAUUUUGAAAUCCUUAGACCUAGUGUUGAAGCUUAGCUUGUGCUGUCAUAUAAAAAUAAUGGUCAAAGUUAUCAACUUAAGAGCCCUCUGUAGUUUGAGGAUCAUUUUCAGUAUGCAAAUAGAAUACAUUUUUGUUCUAUUGGAUGUCUGCAGUCAGUACUGUUAUUGUUCUUGAGUGUGUACUCCAACAGUUCUUGCAUUAGUUUUGUUUUCACAAUAAAGAGGCCAGGGCUUGAGAAACAUAAAAAUUAAACCAGCAAAACUAUUGAGAAACCAGGUGUACUCUUUAUACAGGGAGUUGUGUAUCUCUAAGGAUUUAAAAAACAAAUACACAUUUUUAAAACUUUGGCUUUUAGGUUUUGUCUGGCAUUGCAUCAUUUUGUGAUUACAAAAAAUUUAUAAGCUUAAACUAUUUUUUUAAUAAAUGGGGGGGGGGGAUUUCCAAUAAUUUUGAAAUAAGUAACACAAUCCUGUUUUAUAAAAUAUUAGUAUUUAUGGGCUGAGAUCAUUUAUAAAGUUUUAAGAUGUGUAUAUUUUGCUUACCUAUUGCACUAUGUUUAACCCUCUAAAUGUGAGUAAUUCUUUUUAGACAUGAAAUGUUCUCAAUAUUUAUAAAACUACAUUUUUUAAAUUCUAAA
Bombina bombina (fire-bellied toad) is the source of this 2274-nucleotide messenger RNA. RefSeq names its product pygopus family PHD finger 1 (gene PYGO1). The record is from RefSeq and is a predicted model, not a curated record. NCBI's taxonomy places the organism in Eukaryota, Metazoa, Chordata, Amphibia, Anura, Bombinatoridae. The transcript has 3 exons. Bases 189 to 1355 code for a protein of 388 amino acids.